CGCAGGGGUGGUGGCCCGGGAGCAGCGGGAGCGAGAGGGGCCGGGAUCCCGGCGCCCGCCGGGGUGCGGCGCGGCAUGCAGCUGUGGGCUCCAGUACCGGAGUGAGGGUUGUCGACGCGGGGCCCCGCCAUGGCUGGCAAGGACAGUGGCAACCUGAAGACGGUGAGGUUGUGGCGGGACGCCGCCCUGCGCACCAGGAAGCUGCGGAGCAACCUGCGCCAGCUCACGCUCAGCUGCCCGAGGGCCGGGGGCGACUCACUCGAGUCCCCCGACGCCCCCCAGCUGGUGCUGCCGGCCAACAUCGGGGACAUUGAGGUGCUGAACCUGGGGAACAACGGCCUGGAGGAUGUGCCUGAAGGUCUGGGGUCAGCUCUGGGCAGCCUUCGCGUCUUGGUCUUGCGCAGGAACCGCUUUGCCCGACUGCCCCCUGCGGUGGCGGAGCUAGGCCACCACCUUACCGAGCUGGACGUCAGCCACAACCGGCUGACCAUCCUGGGUGCAGAAGUGGUGAGCGCCCUAAGGGAGCUGCGCAAGCUCAACCUGAGCCACAACCAGCUGCCAGCUCUGCCUGCCCAGCUGGGUGCCCUCGGCCACCUGGAGGAGCUGGAUGUCAGCUUCAACCGGCUAGCGCAUCUGCCAGAUUCCUUCUCCUGCCUCAACCACCUGCGCACCCUCGACGUGGACCACAACCAACUCACCGCCUUUCCCCGGCAGCUGCUGCAACUGGCUGCCCUGGAGGAGCUGGACGUAUCCAGCAACCGGCUUCGAGGCCUACCUGAGGAUAUUAAUGCCCUGCGCGCCCUCAAGAUUCUCUGGCUUAGCGGGGCCGAGCUUGGCACCCUGCCCAGUGGCUUCUGUGAGCUGGCCAGUUUGGAGAGCCUCAUGUUAGACAACAACGGGCUGCAGGCUCUGCCCCCUGAGUUCAGCCGCCUGCAAAGGCUCAAAAUGCUCAACCUCUCUUCCAACCUCUUCGAGGAGUUCCCUGCUGCGCUGCUGCCGCUGGCUGGUCUGGAGGAGCUCUACCUUAGUCGCAACCAGCUCACCUCAGUGCCAUCUCUUAUCGCCGGGCUGGGGCGGCUUCUCACCCUGUGGCUGGAUAACAAUCGCAUCCGAUACCUGCCGGACUCCAUUGUGGAGCUGACUGGACUGGAGGAGCUGGUGCUUCAAGGCAACCAGAUCGCUGUUCUGCCUGACAACUUUGGCCAGCUCUCCCGGGUAGGACUGUGGAAAAUCAAGGACAACCCACUGAUUCAGCCCCCUUACGAAGUCUGCAUGAAGGGAAUCCCCUACAUUGCAGCUUACCAAAAAGAACUGGCUCAUUCCCAGCCAGCAGUGCAGCCCCGCCUCAAGCUGCUCCUGAUGGGCCAUAAGGCGGCAGGAAAGACCCUGCUUCGACAUUGCCUCACUGAGGACAAAGUGGAGGGAGGACAAGGAGGAGGGGACAAAGAGAAGAGUUACCUACCUUUUCCUCCCCUUGGGAGCAAGGGCAUCGAGGUGACCAGCUGGACUGCGGAUGCUUCCCGGGGCCUGCGGUUUAUUGUGUAUGACUUAGCUGGAGAUGAAAGCUAUGAGGUGAUACAGCCCUUCUUCCUUUCCCCAGGAGCCCUGUAUGUGCUCGUGGUCAACUUGGCCACCUAUGAACCCCGCCGCUUUCCUACUACGGUGGGCUCCUUCUUGCAUCGAGUCGGGGCCCGUGUGCCUCACGCUGUGGUGUGCAUUGUGGGCACACAUGCAGACCUGUGUCGGGAGAGGGAGCUUGAGGAGAAGUGUCUGGACAUUCACCGACAGAUUGCCCUGCAGGAGAAGCACGAUGCCGAGGGCCUAAGCCAGCUAGCCAAGGUGGUGGACGAGGCCCUGGCUCGGGACUUCGAGCUGCGGUCCGCCAGCCCCCACGCAGCCUACUACGGUGUCUCAGACAAGAACCUUCGGAGGCGCAAGGCCCAUUUUCAGUACCUGCUAAACCACCGGCUGCAGAUCCUUUCCCCCGUGUUGCCCGUUAGCUGCAGGGACCCGCACCAGUUGCAACGCCUCCGUGACAAGCUGCUCUCUGUAGCAGAGCACCGAGAAAUCUUCCCCAACUUACACAGAGUCCUGCCACGUUCCUGGCAAGUGCUAGAGGAGCUACACUUCCAGCCACCUCAGGCACAACGACUGUGGCUAAGCUGGUGGGACUCUGCCCGCCUGGGCCUGCAGGCAGGUCUGACUGAGGACCGGCUGCAGAGCGCCCUUUCCUACCUGCACGAGAGCGGCAAGUUGCUGUAUUUUGAGGAUAGCCCGGCCCUCAAGGAACAUGUCUUCCACAACCUCACCCGCCUCAUUGACAUCCUCAAUGUCUUUUUCCAGAGAGAUGCUUCUUUGCUGCUGCAUAAACUGCUCCUAGGGACCAGUGGAGAGGGCGAGGGGGAAGGAGAAAGCUUCCUCACUAGAGCAGUGCCCACCCCAGGUCAGGACCCACUCCGGGCUACCCAGCUUCAUCAUUAUGUAGAAGGCUUUCUGCUGCAUGGGCUCCUGCCAGCCCACGUUAUUCGGUUGCUACUCAAACCUCACGUCCAGGCCCAGCAGGACUUGCAGCUCUUACUGGAGCUCUUGGAGAAGAUGGGACUCUGUUACUGUCUCAACAAACCCAAAGGCAAGCCUUUGAAUGGCUCCACAGCUUGGUACAAGUUCCCAUGCUACGUGCAGAAUGAGGUGCCCCACGCAGAGGCCUGGAUUAACGGGACCAACCUCGCCGGGCAGUCUUUCGUGGCCGAGCAGUUGCAGAUCGAAUACAGCUUUCCCUUUACCUUUCCACCUGGAUUGUUUGCACGCUACAGCGUCCAGAUCAACAGCCACGUGGUGCACAGGUCGGACGGGAAGUUUCAGAUCUUUGCGUAUAGAGGGAAAGUGCCUGUGGUAGUGAGUUACAGGCCUGCCAAGGGGGUCCUGCAGCCAGACACCCUGUCCAUUGCCAGCCAUGCGUCGUUACCAAACAUAUGGACCGCAUGGCAAGCCAUCACCCCUUUGGUAGAGGAACUGAAUGUUCUACUUCAGGAAUGGCCUGGACUGCACUACACCGUGCACAUCCUCUGUUCUAAGUGCCUUAAGAGAGGGUCGCCCAAUCCACACGCUUUCCCAGGGGAGUUGCUGAGCCAGCCUAGGCCAGAAGGGGUGGCAGAGAUCAUCUGCCCCAAGAAUGGCAGUGAGCGAGUGAACGUGGCCUUGGUUUACCCACCUACACCGACUGUGAUCAGCCCUUGUUCCAAGAAGAACGUUGGUGAAAAGCACAGAAACCAGUGACAUUUGUGGCUGUGGGAUUUCCAUGGAGUAAGCAGAACAUGGGGACCAACUGGGACAUCUUCUGCACCCAGUGAGCUUGCCGUGCUCCCAAGCACCUUCCGGGGCCCAGAGUGGAAACAGUGCACCGGGUGCUUGUAGAGGACGCUUGGAGGGGUUACAAGGGGCUGUGAAGAUGGCAACAAAUAUGGAGCAAAUGUUUCACAACCUGAACCUCAGAACUGUGAUCCUCCAAGAAGAGAGCUACUUGAAGAAAAAGAAACAAACAAACAAAACAAACGUUAACCGGCUUCUCAGGGAUUGUGUUUUCUGUGUACACAUGAGCCAUAGCUCGGGUCCAGGUGGCAGUAUUUAGAGCACUCAGAUUUCAGUUCUGUCCAAUGUGAAGGAGGGAUCAACUGACGUUCAUUGCUGUUCCGUAACUAGUGUAAAAUAUGUAUAUGUUAAUCUUUAUUUUUAUAAUAUGCAAAUACAUUUAAAUUUAUACAGUCUUGACACUUCUAGCAUUAGUUAACACUGGGUGCAAUAUUCUGCAUGAGAACUGUGCCAAGAUGGGGCUGGUGUCUUCUUUUAGGGUUAGACUUUUUGUCCUUUUCAUUGUCCUUUAGCCCACCU
Messenger RNA from Acomys russatus (golden spiny mouse), 3888 nucleotides. It is a transcript of the gene Mfhas1, whose product is annotated as multifunctional ROCO family signaling regulator 1. Gene Ontology annotation, molecular function: protein binding. The record is from RefSeq and is a predicted model, not a curated record. NCBI's taxonomy places the organism in Eukaryota, Metazoa, Chordata, Mammalia, Rodentia, Muridae.